This is a messenger RNA of Miscanthus lutarioriparius, 774 nucleotides long. The record is from the annotation of a GenBank genome assembly. NCBI's taxonomy places the organism in Eukaryota, Viridiplantae, Streptophyta, Magnoliopsida, Poales, Poaceae.
AUGGGCACGGGCAAGUCCGUCAGCUCGAGCACCUUCAGCGCCGGCGGCUGCGACUGGAGGAUCGACUUGUACCCUGACGGGGUCGACGAGAACAAAAGUGCUUAUGUGUCAGCCUUCCUGUAUUUUGUCAGUGGGACAGCAGAUGCAGCCGCCGUCGUUGUAGUUCCGAAGCCAAAGCUGCACCAGGACCUCACAGACAUGCUGAAGAGCGGGGAAGGUGCAGACGUGACGUUCAGUGUGGGCGACCAACUGUUCCCUGCUCACCGGUGCAUCCUGGCCGCACGGUCCAUGGUGUUCAGGGCGGAGCUCUUUGGCGCGAUGAAGGAGAAGGAUGCACAUUGCAUCAAGAUCCAAGACAUGGAGCCUGCGGUAUUCGAGGCGCUCCUGCACUUCGUCUACACGGAUUCCAUGCCAGAUGAUUGCGACGACACGGAUUCCUUGCCAGAUGAUUGCGAUGACAAUGCAGCAGUUAACAUUGUGGCAAUACAGCACCUGUUAGUUGCAGCCGAUCGGUAUGGGCUUGACAGGUUAAGGCUCCUGUGCGAAGCAAAGCUGUGCCGCGAUAUUGAUGUGCAGACGGCGGCCACCACCCUAGCUUUAGCAGAGCAACACCAAUGCACCCGGCUCAGAGGUGCCUGCAUUGGGUUCAUAGCUUCGCGUGAUGUGCUUGGUGCUGUCAUGGAAACCGAUGGGUUCAAACAUCUCAUCACUAGCUGCCCUGCAAUCAUGAAGGAGAUUUUGGACAAGGUCGCUGCCGUCUGGAGCAAUAAGUAG